UUACCAAUUCUGGCUUGGCUUCAUUUCUUAAUCAAAAGAAUCCGCCCCACUUCUUUUUCUCUUUGGUUCCAUUAUCUUAUCAUCUCCUUUCUCCUCACAAACCCACUUCUUACCUGCAAGUAAACAGAGUAGUAUGGGCACGGCUGAGCUUUGGUUUGCUCUGUUCUUGAUGGUAUCAGUUCAGUUCUUUGAAUUGGUAAUAUCUAAAAGGGAAUUGGUAACGACACCACCAUUGCCUAUUCUCCCAAUUCCCACCUCAGCCCAAUUGAAAUGGCAGCAGAGAGAACUAAUAAUGUUCCUUCACUUUGGAAUGAACACUUUCACCGAUUCAGAAUGGGGGACUGGUCAUGAGAAUCCAUCUCUGUUCAAACCAACAGGACUCGACGCCCAUCAAUGGGUCGACGUCGCUUCCAGUGCUGGAAUAUCUUUGGUGAUCCUCACGGCCAAACAUCACGAUGGGUUCUGCUUAUGGCCUUCUCAAUACACAGAGCAUUCCGUCAAGAACAGUCCAUGGAAGAAUGGCCAUGGCGAUGUGGUCCAAGAGCUGGUCGAUGCUGCGAAUUCUAAAGGUAUAGAUGUGGGGUUGUAUCUCUCUCCUUGGGACCGCCAUGAUAAGAGAUACGGGCAUGAGUUGCAGUAUAACGAGUACUACUUAGCCCAGUUGCAGGAAUUGCUCCGAAGAUAUGGGAGCGUUCAGGAGAUAUGGUUCGAUGGAGCCAAAGGUCCAAAUGCCCCCAACAUGAGUUACUACUUUCAAGAUUGGUUCUCCAUGGUGAAGGAAUUGCAGAGCUCCAUUAAUAUAUUCUCAGACGCAGGCCCAGAUGUGAGAUGGGUCGGAGAUGAGAAGGGAUACGCGGGGAAUACUUGCUGGUCCACCAUUAAUCGAAAUUCACUGAGGAUUGGAGAUGAAAGCAUUGUUGGCUAUCUGAACAUGGGUGAUCCAAAAGGAACUGAUUGGGUUCCUCCUGAAUGCGAUGUUUCGAUCAGAACUGGUUGGUUCUGGCACAAAUCGCAAGAACCAAAGCCAUUAAGUCAGCUACUCGAAAUCUACUACAACUCUGUUGGAAGAAACUGCUUGCUCUUGCUCAAUGUACCACCAAAUUCAACUGGGUUGAUCUCCGAUUCCGACGUCCGGCGAUUAGGAGAAUUCCGGCGAGCCAUUGACACCAUAUUCUCCACUAAUUUAGCAGAGGGAAGUAUCUGUAAAGCCAGCAGCCAAAGAGGAGGUAAGGUUGGUGGGUUUGGACCCGAAAAUGUUCUUGAUGGAGACCAUUUGUGGUCUUAUUGGGCCCCCGACGACGAAAAGGCCCAUGAAGGGCAUUGGAUUGAAAUUGUAGGGAACGGCAAAGUGUUUACAUUCAAUGUAGUGAGGAUUCAAGAAGCAAUUGGUCUGGGGCAGAGGAUCAAGAGCCAUGAGAUCUAUGCCGACGGGAAUCUAUUGGCAACGGGGACGACGGUCGGGUACAAGAAGCUACAUAGGCUUCAAAUGGGUACGGUUCAAGCCCAUCGGGUUAGGAUCCGGAUCAAGAAAUCGAGAGCAUGGCCUUUGAUAUCAUCCAUUGGUCUUCAUUUUGAUCCUUAUUGGCACCCAAAGAAAGCUAAUAGGUAGCUUUGGUCAGCUUUGGUAAGCUUCUUCACUCUUUAGUCUAACCCUUCUUUGGGUGAAGAGAUAUGAAAUUGUUCACCUAAUUGUCCAAAUAAAGGUCGUUAGAUGCUUGGUUCUCAUAUCUUGAAGGAAAGGUAAAGUGGGUCAUAUAGAAAAUGAUCCUACCAUAAGAGUCAUAUAUAAAAUCCACUUUAAAUUGCGGCA
Macadamia integrifolia is the source of this 1810-nucleotide messenger RNA. RefSeq names its product alpha-L-fucosidase 1-like. The coding region runs from base 134 to 1609 and encodes 491 amino acids. The record is from RefSeq and is a predicted model, not a curated record. Gene Ontology annotation, cellular component: lysosome. Gene Ontology annotation, molecular function: alpha-L-fucosidase activity. The transcript has 3 exons. Gene Ontology annotation, biological process: glycoside catabolic process; fucose metabolic process. NCBI's taxonomy places the organism in Eukaryota, Viridiplantae, Streptophyta, Magnoliopsida, Proteales, Proteaceae.